Camelina sativa (false flax) is the source of this 1108-nucleotide messenger RNA. Its product is annotated as phosphatidylinositol N-acetylglucosaminyltransferase subunit P-like. The record is from RefSeq and is a predicted model, not a curated record. Lineage: Eukaryota; Viridiplantae; Streptophyta; Magnoliopsida; Brassicales; Brassicaceae.
GAGAGAGAUGUCAUCGUAGAAAUAAAUCCAGUGUGGACAUCAUCGUCGAGGCGUAAACACAAGUUGCAGACUUUAUCCAAAUUUAGAGUUUUCUUUUUUUCUUCUUCUUCUUCGUCUUCAAAACUCAGAUCAUCAUCAGAUCAUCGAAACCCCAAUUUCACAAAUCAGUCUCUUUCCUAUGGAAGAAGCUCAUUCAGUGAAUAGUCCGAGACGAGUUUUAAGCUUCUCGAAGAGAAAGAAGCAAAAUCCCGGUUUCCGGGAUUCAGACAGCAGAAGGUCAUCUCCGUUCAAAGCAUCACAAGUUCAUCAUGGACCUAAACCCUCAGAGGUGUAUGGUUUUGUGGGUUCCAUUUCGACUGUUGUUGCCACUGUCAUCUUCUUGAUAUGGGCUUACGUACCAGAUAAACUCUUGGAGUCUUUAGGUAUCCAUUACUACCCAAGCAGGUACUGGGUACUGGCUAUGCCAACCUACUUGAUGGUGACUUUGAUGCUUACUUUGGCUUUUUACAUUGGUCUCAACUUCAUCGCUACUCCACCUCCAACCUCUCUCAAUACCUUGUUUGAUGAGUACAGUAGAGAACCCGGGGAACUCGAUCCUGUGAUGGAAGAAGGUGAAGACAGGCCUAUAGAUCCAAUUUCUGACAUUGAUAUUACAAGAAUCAAUCAUCUUAUGUUCAAUUCAAAUGAUGUCAAGUGAUGCUAUUUACGUUUUGUUCAAUUCUGCAUUCUUUAGCUUUUUAAGCAAACUAUAAGCUCCGUGUGAUGUUUUGGUACAAACCACUUAGUUAGUGUAGCAAUGUCACUAAAAAAAUCAAUUCUGUAUUCAGUUUUAUACUUGCAAUUUCUCAUUUUCGCUAUUUAAAAAAAAAACAAAAAUUAAAUGAAAAAAAUAGCAGUGAGUUGGCAUCAUAUGAUUGGUACAAAUGAAUCUGACGUGGACAUCAUCGGUUAUUAAAUAUAAUAUCUCUUGUCUCCUUUUUUUAUCACCACCGUCGAGGCGUAAACACAAAAGUUGCAGACUUUAUCCAAAUUUAGGGUUUUCUUUUUUUUCUUCUUCUUCAAAACUCAGAUCAUCAUCAGAUCUUCGAAACCCCAAUUUCACAAAUCA